This is a messenger RNA of Purpureocillium lilacinum, 1164 nucleotides long. RefSeq lists its product as uncharacterized. Gene Ontology annotation, cellular component: cytosol. Gene Ontology annotation, biological process: mRNA splice site recognition. Gene Ontology annotation, molecular function: mRNA binding. NCBI's taxonomy places the organism in Eukaryota, Fungi, Ascomycota, Sordariomycetes, Hypocreales, Ophiocordycipitaceae. The record is from RefSeq and is a predicted model, not a curated record.
AUGUCUUUCCCGAACGGAACCCCUCCUGCCACCGACAUGUCGGCUGUGCCCCCUCCUCCUGGCGGCCCGGAGCAGCCCAAGACGACUCUCUGGAUGGGUGAGCUUGAGCCUUGGAUGGACGAGAACUUCAUCAAGGGUGUUUUCCUCUCCGCCGCCGGCGAGACUGUCAACGUCAAGGUCAUCCGCGAUAAGAACUCCGGUAACGCUGGCUACUGCUUCGUGGAGUUCACCACUCCUGAUGCGGCCACCAAGGCCCUGGGACUUAACGGCACCCCCGUUCCCAACAGCUCCCGUCAGUUCAAGCUGAACUGGGCUUCUGGUGGCGGACUGGUUGACCGCCGUGACGACCGCGGCCCUGAGUACAGCAUUUUCGUCGGCGAUCUCGGCCCCGAGGUCAACGAGUACGUCCUGGUUUCACUCUUCCAGGCUCGCUUCCCGUCGUGCAAGUCUGCCAAGAUCAUGACGGACGCCAUGUCUGGCCAGAGCCGCGGCUAUGGCUUCGUCCGCUUCUCCGACGAGAAUGACCAGCAGCGCGCCCUCGUCGAGAUGCAGGGUGUGUACUGCGGCAACAGGCCCAUGAGAAUCUCGACCGCCACGCCCAAGAACCGUGGCAACCACGGAUUCGGCGGCCACGGCCAGCAGGGCGGCCCCAUGAUGGGCGGCGGCAUGCCUCAGCAGCAGAUGUGGGGUGGUAUGGGCGGUUUCUCUCCCUAUGGUGGCUAUAACCCAGCCACCCAGAUGAACCAGUUCACGGAUCCCAACAACACCACCGUCUUUGUCGGUGGCCUGUCCGGCUACGUUACCGAGGACGAGCUCCGAUCCUUCUUCCAGGGCUUCGGCGAGAUUACCUACGUCAAGAUCCCCCCUGGCAAGGGCUGCGGCUUCGUCCAGUUCGUCCACCGCCACGCCGCCGAGAUGGCCAUCAACCAGAUGCAGGGCUACCCCAUCGGCAACUCUCGCGUGCGCCUCAGCUGGGGCCGAUCCCAGAACAACUCGGGCGUUGGUACUCCCUACCGCCCGGCGCCUCCUCCGCCUCACUACAUGGGCAUGCCCGGCCAGCCCGGCCCCGGUCCCUAUGGCCCCCAGCACUUUGGCGGCCCUGCUCCCGGCCUCCAGGGUCCCCCGGGCCCCCCUGGCCCUGGCCAGCCCGGCCCGCCGCAGUAA